AUGGCUUCAUCGCGCCGUCGUAGCUUCCUCCCUUUGCUGAGAGCUCUAGAGCAUCAGAGUGGAAGAAACCCUAACAUGAUGACAUCAAAGUCGAUAACUUUGUAUCAGCCCAAGACAUUGCUCCCUCUUCCAGCAAGCAAAACUGGGUGGAUCUCGAGCUUCUACCAGCCCAAAUUCCCUCUUCCAGCGAGCAAAACCGGGUUGAUCUCUAGCUCUGUAUCUUUUUAUCAGCCCAAAUUCCCUGUCAAAGGUUUUUCAUCAAAAAGUGGCAAUGGAUCCAAGGAGGAGGAUGAUGGAUACAAGUUCAAUGAAACCCCUCAAGAGACAUGGUUCAAGUUGGCUAAAAUUUAUGCAAGAAGAAUGGUGUAUGUCUUGGUGAAAAAAGCUUUUGAGAAGAGGAAAACUUCAUUGAUGAAGUUUAUGACCAAGUAUGAAGAGAAGAAGAAUAGGCUUUUAAGAGAAGCUAAGGGAAUUGAGGGCAUAGGAGUAGAGGUGGUGGAAUACAGUUGCUUCACACAGGCCUGUAGAGAUUUUGCUGAUCUCUACACUCCAAUCAUCACUUGGUUGGUUUUGGGCUGUGUAACUGUCACCACCUUUGGUUUGGGAACCUACAGUGACUGGAAAUUGCAGAGAGAGGUAGAUAAACUCUGGAAAUUGCAGGAAGAGGCAAAUAAACUCAUGUCAGAGACAUCAGCCAAUAUUCUUGACUCCAUGUAUGAAAUGGAGAAAGAAUACUUGAAGGAUCUGGGAGAGUUGGAGGAAAAGUUCACAAAGAUGUUGGAGGAGAAGUUCAGAGAGAUUUUGGAGGAGAUAAACAGGGAAGCAUCCAAAAAACCUAAUUAGUGUGAGAGAGGGCCUUAGCUUUUGUCGGUGUAUUUAAGCCCUGAUUUCGUGAAUUAUAAGGGUUUUCUCUUUAUGAAAUAACAUUAAUCUCGUUUCUAUGUCUCUUUUAUCUUCUUCUAAUGACCUCGAAACUGAUAAAAACCAAAUUAAAAAGGCCUCAAUGUGGCUAGUUGUUUUGUUCCUCUUUGUUUGUUCUGUUUUCAACACAGAUAUUGGUAAGAGAAGUGAAUGUAAAGAUCGUGGUGUUUCAUUUUUUCAA
This is a messenger RNA of Camelina sativa (false flax), 1102 nucleotides long. RefSeq lists its product as uncharacterized. Lineage: Eukaryota; Viridiplantae; Streptophyta; Magnoliopsida; Brassicales; Brassicaceae. The record is from RefSeq and is a predicted model, not a curated record.